AUGCAUUCCACGCAACUUCUUCAGGUCCUGGCGGUGGCCUUGACAACAUUCUCUGUCGCCCAUGCAUCUAUUGCUGGUCCUCAGGCGCUGAGGAUACCACAAAUGCAUGAGAUCGUCAAGAGGCAAUCCGGGUCGGACCCCAGUUCUUCGUCGAGCUCACAAAGGUCUCCGUCUACCACCACGCCUAGGACCACGCCAAGCUCAACGACUUCGUCAUCAAGUAGCCGCGAGACGACGACACCUCCUGCCCCGACUACUCCCAAUCCUAACCCACAACCCUCGCCGACAACACCUGGUCCAACUACGCCUACUCCGACGUCGGCGACAUCCACAACGUCUCAAAAUACGACACCGCCCCCAGCGGAGAGCUCAAGCACAUCAAGAACUACCAUAACCACUGUCAUCACCACCACCAACAGCGAUGGCUCGAUUUCCACCCAGACCAGUCAGAUCGUCCAGGAAACCACUGUGCCCAGCUCUGGCAAUAACGACAACAAGGGUAUGGACGAGAAGCAGCGCAACACUAUUAUUGGAGCUGUAGUUGGUGGUGUCGGUGGUGCCAUCGUCUUGGCCGUUAUUGGUCUGGUGGCCUGGCGUGUCUGGGGUCGCAAAAAGAACCAGGAGGAAGUGGACAACUCUUUCGGAACCUCUGCGUACAACGUCGCUGAGAAGCCCGAACCGACUGCUGGUUCUACCAACAGCCGUACGCCCUUCCAAAGCACUCUCGAGAGCUACCACGCACCCACUCACGUCAACACGGCCUCCAAUUUUUAA
Molecule: messenger RNA, 774 nt
Organism: Pyricularia pennisetigena
Lineage: Eukaryota; Fungi; Ascomycota; Sordariomycetes; Magnaporthales; Pyriculariaceae
Exons: 1
Coding region: 1-774 (257 amino acids)
Source: RefSeq, a predicted model, not a curated record